Molecule: messenger RNA, 1369 nt
Organism: Macaca mulatta (Rhesus monkey)
Lineage: Eukaryota; Metazoa; Chordata; Mammalia; Primates; Cercopithecidae
Product: interferon alpha-1/13
Biological process (GO): defense response
Cellular component (GO): extracellular region
Molecular function (GO): cytokine receptor binding
Source: RefSeq, a predicted model, not a curated record
UUAAAUUUGAAUAGAAUUUAAAUCUAAUUUUUAGCUUAAAAUUUUCAUUUGGUUAUUUUUAAACCUGCAUUGAAUUAAAAGAUUAAACUUUGUGCUUUUUGAGUAUAGAGAUAUACACAUAGUACACAAAUAGAUACAUACUAUAUCUGUGUUAUUAAAUUUUCACAGUGGGUUCAAUUAGGAAAAAAAUAUUUUAAAAGUCUCUGGGAACAAGAUGGGGGAGGCAAUAAUGAAAAACCAAAUGGUUGAGAAACACUGCUCUCAACUCAUGUAAAGAGUGCAUGAAGGAAAGCAAAAACAGAAAUGGAAAGUGGCCCAGGAGCAUUAAGAAAGUGGAAAUCAGUAUGUUCCCUAUUUAAGUCAUCGGCUCGAAGCAAGGCCUUCAGAAAACCUAGAGCCCAAGGUUCAGAGUCACCCAUCUCAGCAAGCCCAGAAGCAUCUGCAAUAUCUACGAUGGCAUUGCCCUUUGCUUUACUGAUGGCCCUGGUGGUGCUCAGCUGCAAGUCAAGCUGCUCUCUGGGCUGUGAUCUGCCUGAGACCCACAGCCUGGAUAACAGAAGGACCAUGAUGCUCCUGAAACAAAUGAGCAGAAUCUCUCCUUCCUCCUGUCUGAUGGACAGACAUGACUUUGGAUUUCCCCAGCAGGAGUUUGAUGGCAACCAGUUCCAGAAGGCUCCAGCCAUCUCCGUCCUCCAUGAGCUGAUCCAGCAGACCUUCAACCUCUUUACCACAAAAGACUCAUCUGCUGCUUGGGAUGAGGACCUCCUAGACAAAUUCUGCGCUGAACUCUACCAGCAGCUGAAUGACUUGGAAGCCUGUGUCAUGCAGCAGGAGAGGGUGGGAGAAACUCCCCUGAUGAAUGCGGACUCCACCUUGGCUGUGAAGAAAUACUUCCGAAGAAUCACUCUCUAUCUGACAGAGAAGAAAUACAGCCCUUGUGCCUGGGAGGUUAUCAGAGCAGAAAUCAUGAGAUCCUUCUCUUUAUCAACAAACUUGCAAGAAAGAUUAAGGAGGAAGGAAUAACACCUGGUCCAACAUGAAAACAAUUCUUAUUGACUCAUACACCAGCUCACACUUUCAUGAAUUCUGCCAUUUCAAAGACUCUCACUCCUGCUAUAACUAUGAUCAUGCUGAUAAAUUGAUUUAUCUAUUUAAAUAUUUAUUUAACUAUUUAUAAGAUUUAAAUUAUUUUUGUUCGUAUAACGUCAGGUGCACGUUUACACUGUGGCUAGUGUAAUAAAACAUUUUCCUUGUAUCUACUCAAUUCUUUAUUUUAUGUUGUUCAUUAAACUUUUACUAUAGGAACUUCUUGUAUGUGUUCAUCCUUUAACAUGAAAUUCUUAUCCUGACUGCAACCUGAUUAGAGAAU